Molecule: messenger RNA, 1755 nt
Organism: Penicillium alfredii
Lineage: Eukaryota; Fungi; Ascomycota; Eurotiomycetes; Eurotiales; Aspergillaceae
Exons: 5
Coding region: 1-1755 (584 amino acids)
Biological process (GO): regulation of DNA-templated transcription
Cellular component (GO): nucleus
Molecular function (GO): transcription cis-regulatory region binding; zinc ion binding; DNA-binding transcription factor activity, RNA polymerase II-specific
Source: RefSeq, a predicted model, not a curated record
AUGCAGUCAAGUCAGAUCCCAAGAGGAACCCCUGCGCCAUAUGGCCGGGCAUGUGUCAACUGCUCCCAUGCCAAGUGCAAAUGUGUACUCCGGACCACAGGAUCGGACUGCGAAAGAUGUCAUCGCCUGAACAAGGAAUGUCGCCCAUCCAUUCCAGCUCGCAAACGCGGCAAGCGCCCAUCGGCGUCUUCUCGGACGGCGCAUCUCGAGGCUAAACUUGACAACAUUGUCACGAUGCUUCAAUCUGGCGGGGCUCCGUCUGGGCUCGCUGUCGAUUGGGAAUUGACAAAUGCCAGCGAAAGACAGAAGGCAACACAAGGCCCAGCUGUAGAGGCUUCAUCGCAUGCAAUCAUGUCGGCCGGGAUUCCUUCUCCCUGUACGACAAAUUCGCCGUCAACACAUCCCUCGCCACUGGAUCUAUAUAGCUCAGUUCCCAUCUCACCAGAGGCGGCUGAGGACAUCCUUAACCGCUUCCGUACACAGAACCUCAAGUACCUCCCUAUUGUAUAUAUCCCUCCUCAUGUCACCUCGCAGCAACUCCGCCAAGCGAAGCCGUUUCUAUGGACCUGUAUGACGGCGGUCCUGACUCCAGAAACCAAGGAGAGGGAAAUACAAUUUAAGAAAAUCAAUGAGCUCAUCAACCAAAUAGUCUUUGUUGAUCAUGCGAUCAACAUGGAUAUCCUCCUGGGAAUAAUGACGUUUAUCUCAUGGACAACAUACUCUCGGAAACCCUUUCUCAACUUCCAUGCCCACGUAGUGAUGGGCAUAAUCAAUGACCUUGGCAUUGACAAGGAGAUUCCUAAAGAGCACACGACUUUGCAAGCAUUCAAAUGUGCAGUUGGCUUGUAUCCGCGAACACCUACAGCUAGAACCAUGGAGGAAAGAAGGGCUGUGCUAGGGUGUUUCUUAUUAACGUCGAGUAUCGCAUUGGCAAUGUUCCGGAUCGACGCCCUGCGCUGGACGCCGCACAUGGAAGAGAGCCUGAGCAUUCUAAUGGACGCCAAAGAGUGCAUCGAAGAUGAGCUACUGGUCUCGCUGGUCAAGAUCCAGCUGGUCGUAGACAGGGUCUACCAUCUUCGCCGCGAUGGGGACACUCAACCCCCGAUGGCAUUCUACACUCAAGCCCUCCAGUCCCAGCUGGACGCCGCCAAAAGCCAAAUCCCUACCCAUCUCCAACAACACGGAGCCGUGCUCAUGCACCUCGCCAACGCAGAACUAACCAUUCACGACAUCGCCAUCCGAACCCCCGCCCUCCCAAACUCCCCAGACCUUCACCGUCUCGAAAGCCUCUACGCAUCUCUGCAAGCAUCCAAAGCCUGGCUCGACCACUGGAACGCCAUUCCACCAGAAAACUACAUCGGCAUAUCGUUCGUUCUGUUCUUCCAGUUCUGUCGCGCCAUCGUCGAUCUAUACAAGCUUUCCACUCUGGAAGACCCGGCCUGGGAUAAGAAUCUGGUGCGGGACACGGCAAACAUCCUGGAGAUUCUCGAUCAUAUCCGAUGCAAUCUUAGGAAAUCUGCGGAGCGAAUCGCUUCGCAGAAUGACCCCGAACUGAAUGUCUUCAAUACGGGCUUGAAGAUGGUGAUGUCUUUGAGACAGGCGUGGGAGCCUAAGAUUAUGGAGGUUUGGUAUCCCGGUGUGGCUUGCAAUGGGGUCGAAAGCGAUAUUUCUCAGGCUGAUUCGGCGCUUGCGGAUGUUGCACCCUUGAGUGGGUUUGAUGAGGCGUGGAUGAUGGAGAUCUUGGGGUCAAUGUGA